ACGCCGGGCUGAGGAGCGGUCGCUCCGCUGCUGCUUCCUUCUUUGCCGCCGCCGUCCAUCAUGCUGCGGCUCCUGCUCCCGCUCGCCGGCUUGGCGGCGCUCCUCCGGGCGGCGGCUUUGUUGACCCAAGGCAUCCCUUCCUAACCACACUAUUGCCUACUGGAGACUUCUGCAGAACAGAAGGGAACGGUCAGGAAGCAAAGAUGAUCUCCUUCAAGCAACUGCCCCUUGAAGCCAAGGCUGCAGUGGCUGCAGGAGUGGUUUUCUUCUCCAUGAUGCUAUCGCGGAGUUACCUGGCAGAACAACUCGAGCUCAGGACGCGGCGUUGGCUUCUGAGGCUGCAGAUGGCGCUGUUUGCUAACGCGCUCAUGUUGAUAGGAUCGCUUCACGUGUGGAGAAGCACAGUCACCGCGUUCGCCAGGUCUUCAGCUGCCAGCUCCUUCUGUUUCAUGCCGUGGAAAAUAGCCGUGUUCAUGUUUCUGGCUUUGGCUCACUCAAGCUUCUUUACGUUGCUAUUUCUUGUCGCAGAAGAGCCGUAUUUCUUUUCUUUAGCCGCCUACACUUGCCUGGGGGCCUAUAUCAUUCUUAUCUUCUUCCUCUUCACCCUAGGGUCUGUAGAGCAGGCUUACAAGUUCUUGGCUGGGAGAGGUGCUAAGGCAGGCACUGGCAACAAGAACAGCAGAACAGCGAUGAAACCAGUUUUGGCAGUCAUGCUGACGGUUGUGCUGACUGUUGUCGGGCUGUUAAAUGCUUCCCGGCCUCCCACAGUGAAUUCGGUGGAGGUUCCAGUUCACAAGCUGCCCUCAACAAUGAAUAAUCUGAAAGUGGUGUUGCUUUCAGAUAUCCAUCUGGGGCCUACAGUUGGGAAGACCAAGCUCGCCAUGAUUGUGAGAAUGGUUAAGGCUUUGAAACCAGAUAUCACCGUGAUUGUCGGGGACCUGACUGACUCUGAGGCAGAGAUCAUACGACCUGCUGUUGAGCCUCUUGGAGAACUUAACUCCCCUUUGGGGACUUACUUUGUCACAGGAAACCAUGAGUACUACACAUCAGAUGUUAGCAACUGGUUUGAGCUGUUAAAAUCGUUUAACAUUCGGCCACUACAUAAUGAGAAUGUGAAGAUUGUUUCACCGAAGAGCACUGAUGACUGGUUCUGUCUGGCUGGCGUUGACGAUAUUGAAGCAGAUGUAUUGCGCUACUCAGGGCAUGGCAUGGACUUAAGAAAAGCUCUCAGAGAUUGUAGCAGUGAGCAUGCAAUAGUGCUGUUAGCUCAUCAGCCGAUUGCUGCAAAGUGGGCCCUUCAGGAGAGACCAGACAUAAAUUUAAUUCUCUCUGGCCAUACUCACGGAGGGCAGAUGUUCCCACUAAAUGCUGGGGCUUAUUUUCUGAAUCCCUUCUUUGUUGGCUUGUAUAAAGUUGGGCAGAACACCUUUGUCUAUGUCAGCCCAGGGACAAUGUACUUCGGAAUACCCAUGAGGCUGGGCAGCAGAGCUGAAAUAACAGAGAUAAUUCUACGUUCUCUUUGAGAAGUUUUCCAUUUGACAGGCUUCUGCCUUCCUUUUUGGUCAGUAUAUCGGCUCUUCUGCUCUGAAAGCAAAUCCUUUUUCAGGGAAGCCAGAGAAGAUGAGUUAGGGUGGACUUCAGCAGGUUCUGUUAAGUCUGGGCAGAAAACACUAACUGUAUCUUGGGCAUAUGAAACAAAUCGGGGGCAUGUUAAUAUACUGAAGAAAUUAACUCUUUGAGUUCAUUAUUAUUGAGGUUCUGCAUUUAAAGAUAACACUGAUGUCAUGGAGAUAAUGUGUGUCCUGUGCAUGUUUAGUAAUACCUGUGUCCUGCUGCUACUUCAUGUUCCAUUGUUUAUUAUCCAUCAAGCAGCUGCCUUACCAAAUCUCGGACAGGUGAAGUUCUGAUGUCUUGCAGUGAAAUCAUUCACGCAUGUUUUGAGGAAGGGACCACAGAGUGUCCACUGAGUAUGUAAACUGUAGAAGCCUUAUACUGGAAAUGUUUUGGGAAGGGAAUAGUUUUGGGUCUUUUACUGAGGCUGAAUAUCUUUAUUGUGUUGUCUGCAGCAUGCGCUAGGGCUUUCAGUCUGAGCUGCUUACUGGUACAGCAAGGUGCCAGGCAUCAGUUCCUGAAAUUCAAUUUUUUUUUCCAGUUAAAAAGCUGUGGACACUGAUAUCAAAUGGUGUGACAGUAGCUGUCUUUCUGCAGGCAUUUUCCCCAGAAUAACUGGGCAUCUAGUAGUUACUGAAAAUAGCUCAUAAAAGCAAAUGAGAAACAAAACCUGUAACUUACAGAACUUCUGUUGCUGCCUAAGCACAGUUACUGAGUAAAGCACAAAAUCCAAAGCUGAAAUACUCAGUCUCUUUUCAUUGUGUAUUUUUUUCUUUAUGCUUAAUUUCUCUUCUGUGAUUUUUGUCUUGCAAGAGGAAGGAGAUGCUAUUUGAAAACAAUGCAGCUAGGUUAAUGCUUGAAUUUUGUUUAAGGUUUUCAUAUUUCAAGUAAACAGUGUCCUUUUUAAGAUUAAACUCUGCAGCAGGUGACUUUCUGUAAUAGCGCUUGUGCAUCAAUGUCCUGGUUGUCUGAUAGGCCUAUAGCAGAAUAACUGCUAAAGGAUAAUGAGGGAUGGAGGAUUUCUCUGUCUUUUCUUAGAAGGGCUUAACACAAUAUUUUCUAAUGUCUCAGAUUUCCCAGAAUUAUAUUAAUAAAAACAUUCUUGCUCUCAUA
Phalacrocorax carbo (great cormorant) is the source of this 2724-nucleotide messenger RNA. The record is from RefSeq and is a predicted model, not a curated record. Lineage: Eukaryota; Metazoa; Chordata; Aves; Suliformes; Phalacrocoracidae.